AUGCCGGACAGCUGGGACAAGGACGUGUACCCCGAGCCCCCGCGCCGCACGCCGGCGCCCUCGCCGCAAACCUCGCUGCCCAACCCCGUCACCUAUUUCUUAAAGGCCUUCGACCUCCUCGUGGACCGGCCUGUGACCCUCGUGAGAGAGUUUAUAGAGCAGCAGCAUGCAAAAAACAAGUUCUACUACUACCACCGGGUGUUCCGCCGGGUGCCGGACAUCACCGAGUGCAAGGAAAGGGAUGUCUUGUGCAUGUUCGAAGCAGAAAUGCAGUGGAGAAGAGACUACAAAGUUGACCAAGAAAUUGUUAACAUUAUCCAAGAAAGGAUGAAGGCCUGUCAGCAGAGGGAAGGCGAGAGCUACAAGCAGAACUGUGCUAAGGAGUUGCAGCAGUUCGAACAGGUGGCCAAGGCCUACCAGGACCGAUAUCACGACUUGGGAGCCCAUUAUUCAGCCAGGAAGUGCCUGGCAAAACAGAAGCAGAGGAUGCUUGAAGAGAGAAAAGCUGCCAGAGCUGCUGCUGCUCACUAA
This is a messenger RNA of Pipistrellus nathusii (Nathusius's pipistrelle), 531 nucleotides long. Lineage: Eukaryota; Metazoa; Chordata; Mammalia; Chiroptera; Vespertilionidae. The record is from the annotation of a GenBank genome assembly.